This is a messenger RNA of Dromiciops gliroides (monito del monte), 2088 nucleotides long. RefSeq names its product cytochrome P450 4F2-like. Bases 347 to 1942 code for a protein of 531 amino acids. Gene Ontology annotation, molecular function: monooxygenase activity; heme binding; iron ion binding. The transcript has 14 exons. Lineage: Eukaryota; Metazoa; Chordata; Mammalia; Microbiotheria; Microbiotheriidae. The record is from RefSeq and is a predicted model, not a curated record.
UUAUGCUUGAAUCUUGGGCCACAGCUCUGGUAAUGAUACAGGAUUAGUCCAAGGAAGGAGACUUGGAGACUCAAGGAGGGGUUCUGCAAGGAAAGAGAAAGAAACUGAGGGAUGGAAUAAGGUGUAAUCCAAGGUAGGGAGUUAAGUUGCUGAGGAAGAUCUCAAGAAAAGUACUCUAGGAAAUUCUGAGGAGAAAAAAUACCUAAAACCAAAGGAAACAGGAAAGGUUUCAUGGAGGAGGUGACACCUGAUCUGAAUGUGGAAGGAAGAAAUGGAUUCUAAGAUGGAGAGGUGAAUAGGCAAGCCAUGCCAGGAAUGCAGGACAACUUGUGUAAAUGCAAAGAGGAUGUUGCCUGGAUUUAAGUGGCUGUCUCACCAGCUGGGCCUGGAAGGGCUGAGCAAUGGAGUUUCCUCAGGCCUGUUCCUGUUCUUCUUGGCACUUAGCACAUGGAUCCUGGCCCAAGUCCUGUCCUCUGUCCACAGAUACUAUACCACCUGCCAGUAUUUUAGAUGCUUCCCCCAGCCACCCAUUCAGAACUGGUACAUGGGCCACCUGGGGAUGAUAGAACUCAAAGAGGAAAGAUUAGAGUAUAUUUUGAAUGCUGUGAGCACUUUCAGGGAGACCUUUCUGCUCUGGAUUGGACCUUUCCGCCCAGCGGUUGCACUCUGCCACCCUGACUACAUCCGGCCUCUUACUUCUGCAUCAGCCCAUAUUGCAGCCAAGGAUGACCUUAUCUAUGGAUUCUUUAAGCUCUGGCUGGGAGAUGGGCUGCUCCUGAGUGGAGGAGACAAAUGGAGCCGGCACCGGCGCCUGCUGACCCCAGCUUUUCACUUUGACAUCCUCAAGCCCUAUGUGAAGACAUUUAACCAGUGUGCAAACAUCAUGCAUGCGAAGUGGAGGCGUCUGUGUGCAGAGGGUAAAACCCACCUGGACAUGUUUGAACACGUCAGUCUCAUGACCCUGGAUGGCCUGCAAAAAUGCAUCUUCAGUCAUGAUAGCAACUGUCAAGAGAAGCCAAGUACCUACAUCUCUGCCAUCCUGGAGUUAAGUGCCCUUUCAAUGAUUCGUUUAAAACAAGUCAUUCUACACUGGGAUAGACUGUACUUCCUCACCAAACAAGGGAGACGCUUCUCCCAGGCCUGCCGCCUGGUGCAUGACUUCACAGAUGCUGUUAUCCAGGCCCGGAAACAGGUCCUUGCUGAACAGGGUCCUGAAGCUUUCCUUAAGAACAAGGGUAAAAGCAAGACCAUGGACUUCAUAGAUGUGCUGUUGCUGGCCAAGGAUGAAGAUGGGAAGUCACUGUCAGAUAAGGACAUCCGAGCAGAAGCUGACACCUUCAUGUUUGAAGGGCAUGAUACAACUGCGAGUGGCCUCUCUUGGAUCCUCUACCACCUGGCCCAGCAUCAGGAGCACCAGGAACGCUGCCGCCAGGAGAUACAAGAGCUUCUGAGAGGCCGUCAAUCAGAGGAGAUCGAAUGGGAUGAUCUAGCCCAGAUGCCCUUUCUGACCAUGUGUAUCAAGGAGAGCCUGAGGUUGCACCCGCCAGUUCCUUCUGUGUUCCGCCGAUGCACUAAGGACAUCAAGCUACCUGAUAGUCGAAUUAUUCCCAAAGGGACUAUAUGCUUCAUCAGCAUCUUUGGAACCCACCACAAUCCAACUGUGUGGCCCAACCCUGAGGUCUUUGAUCCAUACCGCUUUGACUCCCAAAAUGACCAGAAGAUAUCACCCCUGGCAUUUAUACCCUUCUCAGCUGGACCCAGGAACUGCAUUGGCCAGAGUUUCGCCAUGUCUGAGAUGAAGGUUGUGCUGGCCCUCACUCUGCUGCGAUUCCGUGUCUUCCCUCAUGAGACUCCACCACAAAGGAAGGCAGAUGUGGUCCUCAGAACAGAGGGUGGGCUGUGGCUGAAGGUGGAACCACUGCAGCAUCCUUCCAGUGCUUAGACACACCUCCAAGAAGCCCCUCAGGAUUGAUGGCUGGGCAUUUUCUUUGGUCUUAGGCAUCCAUGAGAACCUGAUGGCUGCUUUCCCUCCCAAUCAUCCCUGUCUUUAUUGCUAUUCUUCUAAAUAAAAUACAUUUCUACACCCAA